AUGUUACGGUCGCUACAACAACUUGUAUAACGAGGGCUGCAGCGUUUCGCGGGUGCUCCAAGCUUCCCAUUGCAAUGAGGCGCUGAUUUCACUCUCCUCUCUUUUUGAACCCAUUGACGCCUAAGGACGACGAGGCACACAACUGGCUUCCACCUUCGGAAGCUCUCGACGACACACCCCGAUAACGACGCAGGCGGCGAUACCAUCACCAUGCGCCGUCGCCAGUGGACGGUGGUGGGCCUCAUCGCCUUCCUGGCGAUCUGUGCAUACACGAUAUUCAGACUGCCGCCCGAAAAGCGACCGAUGGCCGUCAUUCCAGGCUCCGUGAAGCCGCCUCCACCCCCGCAAGACCCCCCGAAACCGGCCGGCGACGAUGCUGCCAACGGCAGCGGCCCUGCUCCCGACAGACGACCGAAACCCGCCUCCGGCACCGGCUCGCACCCCAUGUGGCACCUCAUGACGGGCGCCGAGAAGGAGUUCCAAGAUACACUGAAGCGCCAGUCCAAGACGCUCGAGGACGCCGUCAAGGAGUAUAGGAGGCGCUAUGGCAUCCCGCCCCCGCCGCACUUCGACAAAUGGUUCGAGUUCGCAAAGGCGAACGGCGUGCAGCUCGUCGACGAGUUCGACAUGAUAAACGAGAUGCUCACGCCCUUCUGGGGCCUGAAGCCGGCGACGAUACGGGAGCGCGCCAGAGAGGCGCUGGGCUUCGACAACAACCUGAUCGGUCUCCUGAUCCGGGACCAAAAGAUAUCUCACAUCCAGGGCGGACAGGACUGGCAGCGCGACGCCACUUCGGGCAUGAUUGAGAAGUUCAUCAAGUACCUGCCCAGCAUGGACCUCGCCUUCAACAUCCAUGACGAGCCGCGCGUCGUUGUCCCCCACGAGGACCUCGCCCGCCUCGUCAGCCGCGCCAAGAACGUCAACAUGCCCAAGGCAAACGCGGCCGUGAACCCCGAGAACGCCUUUACGAAGCGCGCGGGCGAUCUGAGCGAGGGAAACAUCAUCGUUGAGUAUAAACAGACCCGCUUCAACGUCUUCGCCCAUCAGGCGACCUGGACGCACUCCCGCAUGUCCUGCCCACCCGAUACCCCCGCCCGCGGCAUCGACGAGGACGAGCUCUCGGACGACCAGAGCAAGUACGGCAUCAGCGAGCUGGGGUUCGUCUAUAACAUCACAGCCAUGUCCGACAUCUGCCUCUCGCCCUCUCUCAGUUCGACCUACGGCUUCUUCGACCGCCCCAACGCAUACAACAUCGUCCACGAUCUCUUCCCCAUCUUCUCGCAGUCCAAGAUCUCGUCAUACAACGACAUCCUCUACCCCUCACCCUGGUACUGGUACAAGAAGGUCGCCUACGACGAGUCCAAGGACAUGUCCUGGGAGCAGAAGCAGGACCGCCUCUACUGGCGCGGCUCCACGACGGGCGGCUUCUCGCGCAACGGUGGCUGGCGCCGUCAGCACCGCCAGCACUUUGUGCAAAAGAUCAACGCUGCCGACCAGGCCAAGAUAUACACCAAUCGCGGCGACGAGAAGAACCCCAAGUGGGAAGUGAAGGAGGUGCCCCGCGGCGACUACCGCGAUAUCAUCGACGUCUACUUCUCGCACAUCGGGCAGUGUGACCCGGGCGACUGCGACGCGCAGAAGGAGUUUUUCAAGGUCCAGGGCCAUGCCGAGCAGCAGGACGCCUGGAAGUACAAGUACCUCCUCGACAUGGACGGUAACGCCUUCUCGGGCCGCUUCUACGCCUUCCUACAGUCGCGCUCUCUCGUCUUCAAGUUCGCCAUCUUCCGCGAGUGGCACUUUGAGUGGCUACGCCCCUGGGCGCAUUACGUGCCCCUGAGCCUGCAGGGCGACGACUGGCUCGAGGCCGUGCGCUUCUUCGGCGACGGCGCGCUGGGCCGCAACGAGGCGGAGCGCAUGGCUAUCAGCAGCCGCGAGUGGGCGAACAAGGUGCUCCGUAAGGAGGACAUGGAGGUGUGGUUCUUCCGCCUCCUCUUGGAAUACGGCCGCGUUAUCGACGACAAGAGAGACACCAUUGGCUUCUCCGUCGGAGCCGCGCCGCAACCGCCGGCGUGAAACCCCCCCAAGGGGGGUCGGGGGCGACUCCACGUCAGACGAGUCUCCCCAAUCUCCGCGGUGGUUUCGAAUGUGAUAAUGAGACAUUUGUAUAUCUGUAUAUCUGUUCCAAAAAUGAACAAGAAAAAAAGAGGAAGAGAGUGAGAGAAAAAAGGGAGUCAUCCUUUCUGUUACACUGUAUGAAGCGGGACCGGGCGGGCUCAAGGUAUGCAGGGACCGCGUCGUCUGUUUCUUUGGAGGGGGGAAAAAAGUAUUUCGUACAUCUCGCGGAAGGGAUGAAAUCUGGGCAACCAUUCUCAGGGUAUGUCUGUUACGAGAGGGGGAAUUGUAUGAUGCGGGCGGAGAAGACUCGAUGGGUUGGUUGGUGGAAAAAGGAACCGCCACUGGGUCUCUUUGGGCUGACUAUAUAGAAGCUGUAUACACCUAAUUGAUAUCAUGAACUGAUC
This is a messenger RNA of Colletotrichum navitas, 2519 nucleotides long. RefSeq lists its product as uncharacterized. The coding region runs from base 211 to 2073 and encodes 620 amino acids. NCBI's taxonomy places the organism in Eukaryota, Fungi, Ascomycota, Sordariomycetes, Glomerellales, Glomerellaceae. The transcript has 2 exons. The record is from RefSeq and is a predicted model, not a curated record.